This is a messenger RNA of Suricata suricatta (meerkat), 866 nucleotides long. It is a transcript of the gene NPW, whose product is annotated as neuropeptide W. The annotation marks the transcript as partial. Lineage: Eukaryota; Metazoa; Chordata; Mammalia; Carnivora; Herpestidae. Gene Ontology annotation, molecular function: G protein-coupled receptor binding. The transcript has 2 exons. The record is from RefSeq and is a predicted model, not a curated record. Gene Ontology annotation, biological process: feeding behavior; G protein-coupled receptor signaling pathway.
UCACCCACCCACGUCCCUGCCACAGCAGCCUGGGCCCCGCUUCUCCCUCCUGUGGGAGCCCUGCGGUACCGCCGGGAGCAGGGGCGGGGCCGGCGAGCAGUUAUAGUUGGAUCCACCGGCGCUCUGCUCCCCGACACGCAGUACUGCAGGGCGCCGGCACCCAGUUCUUUUCCUCCUGGCCUGCCCCGCCGGGCGGCCGUCUGCACGAACACCCUGGCGCGGGGCACCGGGGUGCGGGGCCCUGCGGGCCGGCCGGUGCGCGCAUUGCUGCUGCUGCUGAUGCUGUCGCUGCCCGCUGGCGCCUGGUACAAGCACGUGGCGAGUCCCCGCUACCACACGGUGGGCCGCGCCGCGGGCUUGCUCAUGGGGCUGCGCCGUUCGCCCUACAUGCAUCGCCGCGCGCUGCGCCCCGCUGCCGGAGCCCUGGCCUCGGACACCCAGGGCCUGGGCGCGUCCCCGGAGUGGCCAUCUGCCGGAGACACCCUCCCUGCGGCGCCCGACCCCCGCGCUGCUCUUCUGCUGCCCUCUGAGGUUCGCGAACUGUUGGGGCCAGGACGCAGGCACUCCUGCGCCGGGCGCCGGGUCAGUGCGCCUUGGAGCUGGCGCGCCCGCGCGGCCGCGCCGGAGCUGGAGCCAGGGCUGGGCGCCGGUUCCCGGACCUCCGCGGAGCAGGCCAGAGCCUUCAGAGAGUCUCCUGUUCAGCGACGGUCUGCCCAGCGCACCGCGUUCGCGGGACCCCACCGCUCUCCAGGGCUAUCCUGAGCGCAGCGCCUGCUGGCAACGCCCCUUCUCCUGAUCCAGGCAGAGUCGAUUAGUCCUCCAUGGACAGCUCUGGUCAAUAAAUUUGCCUGGUUCAUGUGCCCCCA